This is a messenger RNA of Penicillium argentinense, 627 nucleotides long. RefSeq lists its product as uncharacterized. Bases 1 to 627 code for a protein of 208 amino acids. The record is from RefSeq and is a predicted model, not a curated record. The transcript is spliced from 3 exons. Lineage: Eukaryota; Fungi; Ascomycota; Eurotiomycetes; Eurotiales; Aspergillaceae.
AUGCUAGCGGCCGACUCCGUUGGGACAAUCUCUGGAAAAGUAGAUGUCGGGGAACUGCUCGCGCCUGAAGAUGUCACCUUCAUACUACUUGAGUUGGUAGAAGGUAUACCACUUUCUGAGGAGGCCGGAGUUGACGACGGAGUGCUUGAAGCGACAAUUGGUGUGGUCAAAAGCGUACUUGAUGUAGUAAUCGAAGGGGUCGAUGGGGUGGUCGAAGAGCUUAACGAACCCGAUGAUGUAGUUGAAGUAGCCGCUGACGAGGUUGACGAUACAACAUCUGAUUCAGAAGUGGUCGAGGUUGACGAGUCUUCGGAAGUAGAAGUGGUCCACCAGAAAUCGGUCGGAGAGGGCAAAGGAGUGAUGGUAAUAUCACGUUCGAAAAUAUCUGGCUUCUCUAGGUUCGACGAAGUUCCCGAGGACUCAUUCCGUGCACCCAGACCAAGACUCAUGUUUGAAGCGAAAGAGCGCGAGAUCGGCCCAGCCGAGCAUGACCAUGCCAGCAUGGAAAGGACAGGAGCCUUUCAAAAGAAGGAAGAGAACGAAUGCGGCGUGGAAAACUUCCAGUGGUUCGGGAAGACCAGCAGAGAAACGAAUGUUUCGAGCGGUCAAGAAAGCAUGGAAAAUUAA